AUGUCCUCUUUACUGCUACCGCUCUCAUUAGGCGUUUUUACUAUUGUGAUCACUUUUCAACAGCAGAGUGCAGCUCAGCGACAACGAAUUGAAGAUCGAGACGCAGCUGAAUUACAACGCGCCGAAGAUCGAAAUGCAUCUCGACUUCAACGUGAACAAGACAAACAAGAAGCGGAACUACUGCGUAAACAAGAAAAGGAUCUAGAUAAACAAAGAUAUGAAAACGGCCGUUUCGACGCUUAUAUUCAGCAAAUGGGUAAAUUGUUAAAAGAGAGCAAUGGAUCAAUAAUGUCAAGUCAAGUCACAGCUACGCUUGCUCGAAUUGAGACCCUGAAUAUCUUUCGUCAACUAGACCCACAACGCAAUGUUCAAAUUAUCAGAUUUCUUUACGAAGCGAAACAGCUCACUGAUACACCAGAAAAUCCUUCGCUCGAUCUUUCAACAGCAAAACUUCUUAAGAUCGAUUUUCGUGAUGCAGCAGUAAAUGAAAAACAAUUAGAUCAACUUUCAUUGAGAGGCAUCUUUCUAUUAAAAGCCACAUUUAUUGGCAUUAAAAUGUCAAAUAUUAAUUUUUCUCGUACUAAGUUCGAUACGACUAAUUUUUCAUUAGCAGAAAUCCAUGAUGCCGAUUUUUCAUUUGCUGAAUUCUAUAAUACUAGCUUUACUUCCACUUCUUUUUCUAGUACCAUUUUCGCUGAAGCAACAUUUAAAAACGUGAAUUUUUCAUGUAAAAAUAUUCGUGAUGUCGACUUUAAACAUAGCACCCUCGCCCAUGCCGAUUUUUCAUUCUCUGUGGUCUAUAAUGCUGAUUUUUCAUCCGCUUCACUUGAGAAUGUCAAUUUUUCACACACGCUGCUCUUUAAUCCCAAGUUUCCAUCUGCGACCCUCAAGGGUGUUGAUUUUUCAUUGGCUGAGCUGUACAAUCCCGACUUUUCAAACGCUCAGCUCACGAAUCUCAACUUUGCAUCCACUAACCUAAUUGUAGCCAAUGUCACUGGUGCCAAAGUAUUUAAUACGAAUUUUCACCAAUCAAGUGGUGUUGCAUCUAUAUUCAAUUAUACUUCUCUAUCUGAUUGUGACUUUUGGCAUUCAAAUCUUAAGCAUGCUGUAUUUUACAAAGCUAAUUUAAAUCAAGUUAAUUUUUCUCGUGCUAACCUGUACAAGACUAAUUUCACUUAUGCCAAUAUGGCAAAGAGUGAAUUGAAUAAUACUCUCUCUAUUCAAGAUGCUAUACUACCAAAUGAAACAUCUGCUCAUGAUGAGAACUUGGUCAAAGAUGGUCAAGCUGACUGUAAUAUUUCUCAUAUUAGUGGUUGGACACUGAGCAAUGGUAAUAUCACUACAGUUAUAUCUAACAAGAGUAGUUCGAACUGCCAGUUCACGUUACAAUCACUCUCUAUUGGAGCUACUAUGUACCAACGUGUGAGUUUAUCAGAUAAGUGGGAUUCCAAUUUUUGGACACAUUCUGAAGCCGUACUAAGUGCAAAAAUGAGCACCGGUGUAUUGAUAGACUUAAAAGGAUUACAAAAGAAUAAUUCAGUAUCUUCCAAAGAAACUUUAAGCUCGAAUGAAGAGCAAAUCAAUUUGCUUUUACACAAUGAUAUAUGGGAACUUGAAGUGUUUAUCAAAUUCAAUGCUACUGCAAGUCAUAGCAAUAUGAAUAAUUACUGGUGUGAUGACAUCAAGCUUUACAUAAUCUAUGGAACAUAUUUGGAAUUAAGGCAAGUUAAUAUUCCUGCUAAUGCCACGUGGAAUCAGAACGGAGUGACUAUUGCUGGAGGCCAUGGGCAAGGGACUGCCACUGAUCAACUCUUCUUGUCUCGUGGUCUCUUUGUUGAUGGUGAUCAAACAGUGGUUAUUGCUGACUACUGGAAUCAUCGUAUCAUGCAAUGGAAGAACGGUGAUACAACGAAUGGGCAAGUUGUUGCUGGUGGCAAUGGCGAAGGAAAGGGAUUACAUCAAUUGCAAUAUCCAACAGAUGUAUUAAUUGGCAAAGAGGCGGAUAGUCUCAUUAUUUGUGAUCGUAUGAAUGAACGAGUUGUGCAAUGGUCUCGUCUUAGUGGUACAACACAAGGUGAAAUACUCAUCGACAACAUCGAUUGUUUUGGAUUAGCAAUGGAUGAACACAGAUAUCUCUACGUUUCUGACUACGUAAAACAUGAAGUAAGACGAUACCAAUUGGGUGAGAAGAAUGGCACUCUCGUAGCUGGUGGUAAUGGUAAAGGUAAUGAUACCAAUCAACUCAACGAGCCGGCAUAUCUCUUUGUCGAUCGAAAACAGACUGUCUACGUAUCAGACCACUACAAUCAUCGUGUAAUGAAAUGGAAUAAAGGUGCAAAAGAGGGUAUUGUGGCCGCUGGAGGACAAGGCGAAGGGAGUGCUCUGACCCAAUUGAAGAAUCCUAAUGGAAUCUUCGUUGAUACGUUGGGUACACUCUAUGUAGCAGACACGUAUAAUCAUCGUGUCAUGCGUUGGACUCAAGGAGACAAGAAACAAGGCACUGUAAUUGUGGGUGGAAAUGGCAAAGGAGAAGGAGCAAAUCAGUUCAGCGGCCUCUAUGGUUUCUCUUUCGAUCGACAAGAUAAUCUCUAUGUCGUCGAUAUGAAUAAUGAUCGUGUUCAACGAUUUUCUAUCGAAUAA
Rotaria socialis is the source of this 2640-nucleotide messenger RNA. Lineage: Eukaryota; Metazoa; Rotifera; Eurotatoria; Philodinida; Philodinidae. The record is from the annotation of a GenBank genome assembly.